AUGUGGCUUGAUCGCCUCUCCGGCCAUUCUACGCCGUCAGGGACACCUCCGCCGUUCCCCAACCGACACCCUUCACCAGGUCACAGACCAUCACGGACUUCAUCUCAGAGCUAUCGACCGAGUCUACACCCGCGCUCUUCGUCGACAUCCUUACUACUAACGCCUAAUGACUCUACCGUCUCGUUACCAACCACUACUCGACAUGUCUCGAAUGGAGCGCCACAAAGAUCGGUGUUCGUGCGCACACCCUCGGGCGAGGUUACAAAUCCAUUGGAAGUCCUCAACAGUAUACUUGGAAAGAAGACGACAGACAAGCUAACUGAAGCUGUUGCUGAAAAGCCAGCUGAGUUGGUCGAAACUAUCGACUUUGGAGAUUUAAGUCUAGAGGAGUUCGUGACUCGCGGACAGGAAUCCGGUAGUCUUUUGAGCAGCGAGGCCGGGGUUGGGACAAUUGAACAAUUCGCAGGAGAUCGAGACAAGUUUCAGGAGCUUCACAACGCUAUUGCGGACUGCGAUGAUGUACUCAAAUCGGUGGAAUCCUAUCUCUCCGACUUUCAGUCCGAGCUCGGUAUCGUUUCUGCCGAAAUCGAAACCCUUCAAACCAGAUCUGUCCAACUAAACGCCAAACUCGAAAACCGAAGAAACGUCGAACGCUUGCUUGGCCCAGCAGUCGAGGAUAUCAGCAUCUCUCCAAACGCGAUCCGCACGAUCACCGAUGGUCUAAUUGAUGAAAAGUGGGUCAAAGCCAUUAAUGAGAUUGAGACUCGCAGUAUAAGCAUUGAGAAAUCAACUGGAUCGCCACUGAAAGCCGUGGAUGAUGUCAAGCCACUUUUGAUUGACUUGAAGAACAAGGCUACAGUUCGUAUUCGUGAUUAUUUAGUCUCUCAGAUCAAGGCUAUGCGUUCGCCAAAUAUGAACGCUCAGUACAUACAGCAACAUCACUUGGUGAAAUAUAAAGAUCUGUACUCUUUUCUGACCAGGGCGCACCCGACUCUGUCGGAAGAAAUCACUCAAGCAUAUGUCAAUACAAUGAGAUGGUACUAUCUAUCUAACUUCACACGAUAUAGUCAGGCUUUGGAGAAGCUGAAGCUCCAUGCAUACGAUACAAAUAAUGUCCUAGGUGGAGACCCAUCGACGCAACGAGGAGGGACGGGUCCGGGCGGUAGAGGCUUUUCGCAUGAUCCUUUCACUAUUGGCAGACGUAUUGAUGUCUUGAAAACCGGCAAUCCUAUAGCUAUCAGCUCAUAUAUUGCCGAAGAGGAUAAAUCAGUGCAUGGAUUUGAGGUCCCAUUCCGACAUUUCAAUCUUGCUCUAGUUGACAAUGUAUCAGCUGAAUACUCAUUCUUGACGGAGAUGUUUUCAGUCAGAUCAUAUCAACAAAUAUCACGAAAAGCAUUCGAAAUCUUUGAGCCUGUCUUCGCACUCGGACAGACAGUGACCAAACAGCUCAUUGAGAAUAGUACGGAUUGUCUAGGCGUACUUCUCUGCGUCCGACUCAAUCAGCGCGCGGCAUUUGAGCUUCAACGACGAAAAGUGCCAGUUGCAGAGUCUUAUAUCAAUGGAAUCAAUAUGCAACUUUGGCCAAGGUUCCAAAAAAUCAUGGACUUACACUGCGAAUCUUUGAAACGACUUGCCUCAGGCGCCGCCCGAAGCUCCGUGUCAGCACUAUCCUUAACAGACGAUUCGAAGCAAUCGUCUGCUCCGCAUUUCCUUACUCAACGCUUUGGUCAACUUUUACAUGGCAUCUUGUCCCUGAGCAGUGAGGGAGGUGACGAUGAGCCGGUCUCGAUCAGUCUCGGCCGGUUACGAGGAGAAUUCGACGCGUUGUUGACCAAGCUCAGUCGCGGAUCCGGUUGUGUACCUCAUUUUGACAGACAUUUGCUGACCACCCUUGACCUGCAGGAUACGGAUGGCAAGCUAGCGGUAGAGCAGAAAGAGCACUUUACGAAACAACUCAAGAAUGCGUCGAAACGUUGA
Messenger RNA from Talaromyces amestolkiae, 1977 nucleotides. RefSeq lists its product as uncharacterized. Lineage: Eukaryota; Fungi; Ascomycota; Eurotiomycetes; Eurotiales; Trichocomaceae. The transcript has 6 exons. Bases 1 to 1977 code for a protein of 658 amino acids. The record is from RefSeq and is a predicted model, not a curated record. Gene Ontology annotation, biological process: Golgi to vacuole transport; endocytic recycling; retrograde transport, endosome to Golgi. Gene Ontology annotation, molecular function: syntaxin binding. Gene Ontology annotation, cellular component: GARP complex.